Messenger RNA from Colletotrichum phormii, 1104 nucleotides. RefSeq lists its product as uncharacterized. Lineage: Eukaryota; Fungi; Ascomycota; Sordariomycetes; Glomerellales; Glomerellaceae. The transcript has a single exon. Bases 51 to 989 code for a protein of 312 amino acids. The record is from RefSeq and is a predicted model, not a curated record.
UCGGUAUUAUUCUAUUAAAUCUCCUAGCCAGUUAUCUUUUCUACAUAGUCAUGGCUCAAUCCUCUUCCAACUCCCCUCAAGAGGGUUACUCUCACGAGGCCACCGUGGCUGCCAUCAUAUCCUACUACGAGCUCCUUGCCCGCGUACACCCUGACAGUGUCUCUUCUCUCGAAUACCCUCCCCCAGGCGGAUGGCCUCAGAUUACACCCGAAUCCUUCUCUAUCUUGGGCAGGAACGAUAUCGUCAUUGAGCUGAUGCGGCACAUUCCGUAUUUCACAGACGAUAGAAUAACUUUCAUGAAAUCAACUACCCCCCGAAACUUCGCAGGCGAAUCUUUCUGCAGAAGAACUCAUGAGGCAAGCCGCAUAUAUAAUGAGGAACCGCGGCCUAUCCCUCAGGACAGGAUUGGUGCGAACCCUGGCUACGCUCCUGAGGGCGAAGGCGAGCCAAUCCCAUCCAGCAUGUUCACCUUAGCGGUGCUGGCCCAAGAACAAGAAGAGGGUUACGAUAUUCUUCUUGAUACGGAACACAACAUCGUCAUUGUGGUCAGAGUUGGAGAGGAAUUUCCACCCGGGUGGCCACCAGUCCCUCCCGAUGCGAAUCAUAUCAAGUGGGAUAGAGACGACGAAGACGAGGCGGAAGGAGAGGAAGAAGAUGGAAGUGACGGAGAUGAUAGUGAAGAUAGCGAGGAGGAUGUCGACCUUUACUUGCUGGGUCAUGAUUGGAGAUAUUCGCCGACCUAUCGCAUUGAUACAUUCUUCAAGAUGUGUCAGGAGCAGUGGAGGGUUAUGAACUGGAUGCCUAAAAUGGAAUGGGUUGGCCAGACUCAUGAGGAGUACCUUUUCGAAGAAUCAGACAGCAACACGGAUCGUUGCACUGGCUUAAGGCGCAAAAUCAUGCGUGAGGCUGGCUGGCCUGGUACGGGUGAACAGAUUGGCCUGGGUUGGGACAAGGCGAAGGCGGAGAAGGAGAUGGUUGAGCUCAUCUGAAUGCACAACGGCGGUAGUUCCUACUCUUUUAUGGAUGACUAUUUUCUUCCCCUAGUAUCGUUUGCAAUUAGUUUCAUUUUCUCCAAUCUUCUGGCGACAUUGAUGGUGCUAGGCG